AUGGUCUAUUACUAAAUAAUAGACCUGUUUAUUGUUGGGCCACUGCUGGGCUGGUUUUUCAGUUUUCUUAUUGUUGGUGUUUUUUAACCGAAGUAGCGAAUUUUACAGAUUUAAAAUUUCUUUCUCAUUGUUAUCUACACAAACAAAAGGUUGUAAAUUUUCUCCUUUAAUUAUUUCUAAUCUAUUCUAGUAAACGUUUAUUAAAUAUGUAAAAUAAAGUUAAAAGCCGGUGGUUAAAAGGUGUUUCUUAGCAAUUCUUGUGAUAUUUAUGAUGGAUGCUGAGUUUACGGGCUGUAGUUUACGGAUUUCUGUACAGUGGUGGAGAAAAAGUGGAUCGGUCACAUGGCGUCUGAUCUAAGCAAUUGUAGUAAGAGCAAAAACAAUUUCAAGCUUUAUGAGAAAAAGUAGUUGAUAUGCAUUCGUGUAUUAAGUGAAAUAACCAUGUUAUACUUAUUUUCUGAAAAUAGGCUAAUAUCUCACUGGCAGUAAGAGGGUAAAUUUCAAUCGAAAUAAAGGAAUUCCCGUGGCGUGUUAAAGUUAAACAAACAUAUUACUUUUGGUCAGCACAAAAAUGUCAAAAUAUAUUUAGCGUUAUUAUUCAAUUUCUGGAGAGUGGGUUGCUUCAGAUUCAAUUAGGGCGGGCACUAUGUUCAGGUUUAUCAUAAACACUUUAAAUGAAUGUUGGUUUUUAUGUAGCAAUAGUAAAAGGAACUUUAUUGUGGCAAUGCGGCAAUAGUCGGUACUUACUGCAGUUAAGAGGUGGUCUUAUGGCGCAUUUAUUUAUAAUUACCAAGACAGUUUGUUGAGUCACGUUUUAGUUCAUAUGCAAUAAAUCUCUAAAAGGUUUGUUAAUUAUUUUAGUGGGUUAGCUAUAAGCCAAAUAUGGCUUUUUUCGGUAUUUACUUAUUAUCUUUAUUGUUUAUUUUAUUGCACACAUGGAAACGCGAAACCGGAAAAGGCGCCGUCCGUCGGUCAAACUACACCAGCAUCCCAGCCAAAACCUACCUGGCACCAGCCAACAACCCCGUCAGCUGCCUUCCACCCAAAUGCCUGAUCAGCUGCCUCCCAACCAACAGCCUGUCCAGCUGCCUCUCAACCAACAGCCUGUCCAGCUGCCUCUCACCCCCAGCCAUCGACUCGGCCAAUGUUCUUCAAACCAACAGUCCGGCCAUCAACCCGACCAGCUGCCUCUCAGUCAACAACUGGGCGACCAGAUGCAGCCUGCAGCAAGCCAGCCAGAUCCGGCUGUUCAAUCGGGGUAUGUCAUCUCAAGCCUCGCAACACCAGUUCCUUGGGAGGAGGGUCUGUCAGGGGUCUGUCACCCAGACCUCGUACAGGCCUAGAGCUUACACGUUCCGACCUAGAGGCCCAAUUCAGGGGCUCCGGGGCCCGUUUAGCAGAUACUAAUACCUCAGUUUGGUCUCUUGGCAAGUCGCCAAUCAAUGUUGUUACGAUUUCUAAAUAUCUUCAGUUAUAUCCAAGUAAUGGCUUCAAGCAAGGUUUUAAGCUGGGUUAUAAAGGUUCACAUCUAGGUUCUUCAGCGAAUAAUUUGGUUUCAACAAAAGUGCAUUUUUUCAGAAGUCCAAAAGAAACUUGACAAAGAGAUUUCCUUAGGUAGAAUUUCAGGUCCUUUCAAAGUCCCACCAAUUUCCAAUUUAAAAGUAAGUCCAUUAGGUAUUUUAGAGAAGCCAGACGGGGGUUGGCGGUUAAUUACACACCUGUCGUAUCCCAAUGGGUCAAGUUUCAAUGAUGGUUUUAGUGUGGAAGACAUUUCUGUUAAAUAUACAUCAUUUGACAAAGUGGCUGACAUGUUAUUUAGUUUAGGUACGUCAGCAAUGAUGGCAAAAAGAGAUAUUAAAUCGGCUUUUCGUUUAAUGCCUAUUUACCCAGGGGACUUUCACUUGAUGGGGCUUCAGUUCAACAACCAGUAUUAUGUUGACAAAUGCUUACCAAUGGGUUUAUCUAUUGCUCCGGCUUUAUUCGAAUCAUUCUCCACUUUUAUACAUUGGCUAGUAAGUUUCAAAACUGGGAUUCAAACUUUAGAUCAUUAUUUGGACGACUUUAUUUUUGGAAGUGCAGCUGGGUCAAAUAAUUGUAACAUGCUAGUUUCUACUUUCGAGGAAGUAUGCACCGAAAUGGGAGUCCCAGUUGCGGUGGAAAAGUCGGUCGGCCCAACAACAGUACUGACAUUUUUAGGCCUGGAAUUAGAUACUGUGCAAAUGACUGUUAGAGUACCUGCUAAAAAAGUGGAAGAACUUUUGAAGCUUUUGCAAAAUUGUCUAGUAAAAAAGAGACUUACGUUAAAAGAAUUGCAGUCUUUGACUGGGAAGUUGAGUUUUUGUAGUCAAGCAGUAAGAGCAAGUAGGGCAUUCUUGCGCCGAUUUUAUGAUGCUAUGUGUGGCUUAAAAAAGUCCUAUUAUAAGAUUAGAGUUAAUGGUGAAAUGAGAGAAGACAUCCUGAUGUGGAUUCAAUUUAUUGAAGAUUUUAAUGGCGUUGUACAUAUUCCAAAUAAAGUAUGGUUGGAUAACUCUGUCAUUCAUCUUUACACUGAUAGUGCAGGUGGUGCUACUCUUGGCUGUGGUUGUUAUUUUGGAGGUAAUUGGGCCUAUUGCCCAUGGCCUGUUCAAUGGCAAGGCCAACCUAUUUUAUCAGAUAUAACAUUUUUAGAGAUGGUCCCUGUUUUGUUGGCAAUAUGGCUCUGGGGGGUCUUUUUGAGGGACAGGAAGAUUAAGUUUCAUAUUGAUAAUUUAGGUUUGGUAGAAGUGAUCAACAAACAGUCUUCCAAGUCGAAACGUUUGAUGUUUCUGGUUAGAACAUUUGUGUUGUUAGUUAUGAAAUACUCGGUGGUGUUUAAAGCAGUACAUAUUUCAUCAAACUCCAAAUUACAUUGCUGAUGCAAUUUCUCGUAAACAGUUUCACAGGUUACAACAGUUAGCACCAGAGGCACAAGCGAGUCCAGAAUCAGUCCCGCCGGAGUUUUUACUGAUGAUCUGCAACAAGAGGCUAAUAGAUUGCUAGACAAUUCCCUUGCUGCUAAUACAAAAAAGGCAUACAUCGUUGGGUUAGAGAGAUUCUCUGAGUUUAAAAGGCAAUACGGCUUGUCAGAUGCCUGGCCGCCUACAGUUGAACAGGUGGUUCGAUUUGUAGCAUGGCUAUCCCUACAGAAACUAUCACACAAAACAGCAAAAUCAUAUUUAAGCUCUAUAGCUUUUCAUUGCAAGCUGCUUGAUGUUGUUGACCCUACCAAAAAGUUCAUUGUUUCAAAAAUGGUGGAAGGAAUGCAAAAAGAUAAUAAAACACACGAUAAUAGGCUUCCAAUUACCCUCUCGUUACUGCAAGGGAUAGUAAGCAAACUUAAUAUUGUGUGUUCCAGUGUCUACGAAGCAAAACUGUUCACUGCAGCCUUUAUGUUAGCGUUUUUCGGUUUUCUAAGAGUUGGCGAAAUAGCUGUUCCUAAAAAAGGUGAUAGUAUUUUACAGGCAGCGGUGUUGGCAAUAGAAGAUUUACAAUUUGAUCACAAUGGGGUAAUCAUUUCAAUCCG
Molecule: messenger RNA, 3541 nt
Organism: Dreissena polymorpha
Lineage: Eukaryota; Metazoa; Mollusca; Bivalvia; Myida; Dreissenidae
Exons: 2
Coding region: 936-1343 (135 amino acids)
Source: RefSeq, a predicted model, not a curated record